AGCUUCAACUCCACAGCUGCCUGGUUGCUAGACGACUAUGCCCGCAACACCGUAGCGAAAACACAACCUCUGCUAAGAAGAACGACAGCUCUUCGCUAGUUUUUAUAACGUAAACGGUUAAUAGUAUGUAUUUCUACAUACGCAGCCUAUUACACGGGACGACGUGUAGUUUUCCUAACUAAAAUUCCGAGUUGUAGCAUAGCUAGCGUGUCUUUUGUAACCCCAAUGUUUUUUUAUAAUUAGCCAGAGCUGAGACGAGCUUUCUGACUGGAGAAAAAUGGAGAGAACAUUACACAAAGCAAAAGUCGAGUUUUUCAGUUUGACGUAACGUUGAUUUUAUUUGCGAUGUUUAAUUCGACUGCUAAGAUGUCUUUGGAGGCCAAUGAUGUUCAUUCAGACUGCGAGGAUCUGAUUGAAGAGGAUUUUUCUCUCCCUGCUGAUAUUAUUUCUGAAAGGACACCAAGGAGAAAACAGUCUUCUGGGAAACCUCCUUCUUCUCAAAGAUCACCAUACCUCUGCAGUUUGGACCUGAGUUCCAAGAGAUCAUCGAUGGGAACCUGGAGACGACCAAGGGUCUCCUUGGGGGAAACCAGAGGCGACACUUCUGGGGAGAGUGUUUCAGCUUGCCUCACAUCCCUCAGCAACGGCCAUGACGGGUCUCACACACUGGCUUCAGAGGCUGAACAGAAACCGAGCAUCAGGAAACACAGAUCUCUCCACUUUGAAUCCAAUGGCUUCACUGCUGGUGUAGGAGAGCACAUGAAGAAGGAGGACAUGUAUGAUGAGAUCAUUCGUCUUAAGAAGAGUCUUCAUUUUCAGAAGUCUGAUAACCAGCAGAUGAAAGUCAAACUACGGCGCCUGGAGGAAGAAAACGCUAAAAGAGAAAGACAGAUUGAAGAACUGUUGGACCCCACAAAGGGAUCUGAAUAUACUCACAGCUUAGUGGAUAAGAAAAGAGAGGGGAGUGUGGUUGUAAAUGGGCUGAAGCAGAGAAUCCUGAAACUGGAGCAACAGUGUAGAGAGAAAGGAAAUGCCUUGAGUAAAUUACAAAGUGAGCUGAGAACCACCAGCCUGGAGGAGCUGAAAAUCACUGUGGAAACUUACUUUGAAGAGAUUCAGAGGCUGGGGAUGCUUCUAGAGGCAGCAGAGAAAAGCAGUCGAGCAGAGAGUAAAUGCUCCCAGCGGCAGCAGAAGGUCCUGAGCUCCACCGUCCAGCGUCUGGCGGAGAACCUGAAGCAGCUUCAACAGGAGAACGCAGCGCUGAGAGAGGAGCUCAACACUGACAGUCCUGCUGGAGGAAUUAAAGGUUACAGAGAGUGGAGUAAACAGAGACUGCUGAGGAGGCUGUUAGAGCUGGAGAAGAGGCUGGGGUGCAGCAGAAGACACGCCCAGUCUGCAAAAAGCAGCACUAGAUUGGAUAAGGAGGUCCAGGCCACGCUCACAGCAGCGCCGAGGUUUACCAUGGCAACAGAGAUGGCAGUCUCCGUGGGAACCGUCACCGAGGAAGCUGAGGAGAUUUCUGGUCAGAGCAAUCACCUCAGCCAACUGGAGAAGGACAAGGUGGAACUACAAGAGCUGCUGUCAUGUAAAGAUGAGGAAUUAUCGCAGCUGAGAGCAGAAAGAGACGAGCUGCAGAGACAGACACAACGGCUGAAAGCUGAGCACAAACAACAGAUGGACCACAAGAAACAGCAGCAUAGACAGGAGUUGGAGCAUUUGAGGACAAGGAGUCAAACUCUGGAGGAGGAGAGAAACAAACUUGUGACGGCUGAGCUCUCCCCUCCUCCUCCUCCUCCUCCUCCUCCCAUGGUGGCAGAGAAUCAUGAAGACACUCAGGAGGAGGUAGAACAGAUGGAUACUGGGUGUAAGGAAAAGGAGGUGGAUGGAAAUGAAGAACACAGGACUGAUGCUGAGACAAGAAAACGAGAAAAGGCAGCUUUGGUCAUCCAGACAACAUGGAGGCAGCACAGACAGAGCGACAUUGUGAUGUUGCAGUCAGCUUUAAGAGGACAUGUCUUCAGAGAGUCACAGCUGAAGGUUCUUAUGAGAGAGCCCCAGGAGAAGGCUUUGGAAUCUUUAAAGUUCACCAACAGCAUCGAUGGAGCCGUGGAUGAGGUUGCCUUGACGAUGAUACAGUCUGCCUUCAGGGGACACCUGGCUCGUUGUCCAGCAAUAAAACGCUCAGGAAUUGCUUCUCCAGCUGAAAACAGUCUGCCUCUGGUUCCAGAAAGGCCGGUCCUAACACACAGCCACAGUGCAGGUUCUGCUUCCCAGAGCUUUGACACUGAAAAGGAUCACAAGCAAGAAGACCUCUGGCCUACAUAUAGCACCACAAACUCCAGGAUAUCGCAAACCCAUGGAACAACCCAAACAGAACGCCGUUCCACGUCAGAGUUUGAUGCUGCAGUCCAGUCAGAUGAUUCAGAUGACAUCAUUGUAUCUCCGUCACGUCCAAUGAGAAGCAGAGAAGUUCUGAUGUCAUAGACCCCCUGUUUUAUGUUGGUUUAUGUGCUAAUAGCCAUUUAUGUCAGAUCAUUCCCCACCAAGUCAUCCGUUUUCAGCGUUUACUGAAUGUUUUACUACUGUAGAAAUAGGUGGCACAAGUCCGUUUUAAUUUCAAGAUCUGACUUUAAAAAGUCUCAAAAUACAUCAAAGGCAUGACCCAAUGUUGAUGGGAUGUGUUCCUUUAUAUUUGGAGGAUAAAAGAUUUAUAAGAUGAUAAUUAGUCAGCUAUCCUUUGUUUUCUUUACUUAAGUAGCACGCAGCAUGAUUUAUGUUAAAACUGCUGCCACAGAUACAAUAACUCCUGCUAACCUGACAAGCCCGAGUGAAGCAGAUUACUGUCAGCUCCUCUGAACACAUUUCAGUAGACCUGAUAUGAAACCCAUAAACGUCAGCUGUUGUAUGCUUACAGAAAUGAAUGCUGACACAUGAGUUAUGACUAGCAGCCGAUCCUCAUUUGAUGCACUAUUGAGUCAAACUGUGAAUAAAUUAUAGAUCACUCUGCUGCAAUACUUACCCAUCACUCCCCUGAAGAGUACACUGUCUACUGCUAAUGCCCGAGCUUUAUAAAUGACAGCAUGUUUUAAGGGGAUCGACUAAAGCAAUGGAUGAAUGAGUGUUGGUAAAUGUUUGUAAUUUAAAGUAGAAUUAAAAUACAGUUUUUAUAUUAA
This is a messenger RNA of Nothobranchius furzeri (turquoise killifish), 3173 nucleotides long. It is a transcript of the gene iqce, whose product is annotated as IQ motif containing E. Gene Ontology annotation, molecular function: protein binding. Lineage: Eukaryota; Metazoa; Chordata; Actinopteri; Cyprinodontiformes; Nothobranchiidae. The record is from RefSeq and is a predicted model, not a curated record.